AUGGGCACCCUCAGCGCAACACGCACUUCCAACGGGGGUACUCCCUCUUUCGGUAAGCGUCACUCGAAGUCGCACACCCUCUGCCGCCGCUGCGGCAACCGCUCGUUCCACAAGCAGAAGCACACCUGUGCUCAGUGUGGUUACCCCGCCGCCAAGCUCCGCUCGUUCGAGUGGGGCCAGAAGGCCAAGCGCAGAAAGACCACCGGCACUGGCCGUGCCGCCCACCUCAAGUCGGUCAACCGUCGCUUCAAGAACGGUUUCCGUGAGGGCACCUCGGCCAAGCCCAAGGCUGCCGCCGCCUCGGCUUAAGCUCGUUGUCAUGUGAUAGGGGCUCCCGGGCAUGCAGUUUGAUGUAUCAUUCAUCGCAUAAUA
Molecule: messenger RNA, 372 nt
Organism: Vanrija pseudolonga
Lineage: Eukaryota; Fungi; Basidiomycota; Tremellomycetes; Trichosporonales; Trichosporonaceae
Gene: RpL37a
Product: putative 60S ribosomal protein L37-A
Exons: 5
Coding region: 1-309 (102 amino acids)
Biological process (GO): translation
Cellular component (GO): ribosome; cytosolic large ribosomal subunit
Molecular function (GO): RNA binding; structural constituent of ribosome
Source: RefSeq, a predicted model, not a curated record